This is a messenger RNA of Tympanuchus pallidicinctus (lesser prairie-chicken), 4103 nucleotides long. Its product is annotated as ligand of Numb protein X 2-like. Gene Ontology annotation, molecular function: ubiquitin-protein transferase activity; protein binding; metal ion binding. NCBI's taxonomy places the organism in Eukaryota, Metazoa, Chordata, Aves, Galliformes, Phasianidae. The transcript has 9 exons. The coding region runs from base 85 to 2145 and encodes 686 amino acids. The record is from RefSeq and is a predicted model, not a curated record.
CUUUCUCUUCUUUUCAGCAGAGGACUCAGCUGCUGCCGGACACAUUUCCUUCCUGCUGCCCUGGGAGUGCACUUCCUGGCCACCAUGGCUGAUCCCACAGCAGAAGAGCAGGCACAGCACGGCGCUGAGCUGUGCUGUGAAUGCGGUCAGUUCCACCUCUUGCCGGACAAUCAUCUCUACAACUUCCAGAAUGAAGUGGACGAUGAACUCAUUUGCCACAUCUGCCUUCAGCCUCUGCUCCAGCCUAUGGACACCCCCUGUGGGCAUACGUACUGUUUCAAGUGCCUUGAAAACUUCAUGCAGGAGUAUAACUUCUGUCCUAUGGAUCGGAAGAAGCUCUCUCUCCAGCAGUGCCACAAGUCCAGCCUUCUAGUCCGAAACCUGUUGGAUAAGCUGGUUGUCAUCUGUCCAUUCAAGGCAGAGUGUCAGCAGACAAUGCAGCGGUGUGAACUAGAAGCUCACCUGCAGAACAGGUGUCCUGGUUUCAAGAAAUACAAAUGUGAACUACAGCGGAAAAGGAACCCUGUUUCCAAAGGGAAGGAAGAGCCCCUCACCAAGGUGGAGACAAGUGCUCCCAGGGAUCCAGAGGUGCCCAGGGAUCCAGAGGGACCCAGUGGAGGAUCCCCGCUUGUAGCAGAAAGCUCUGCAGCUGCUGUGGUGUCACUAGGGACCGCAGAGCCUGGACUGGUUAACCCAGCUUUUGAGGAGACUGAAGAAGAUGUUCCUCAGAGAGCUAGCCCUGUGGCUGAAACGAGCACAAUUGAAAUUCACAGAGAAGAUCCAGAGGAAGAGCUUGGGAUGAGAAUAGUGGGGGGUAAGGACACCCCACUAGGAAACAUUGUUGUUCAGGAAGUCUUGCGGGAUUCUGUCAUUGCUGCAGAUGGAAGAAUAGCACCUGGGGACCAUAUUCUUGAGGUGAAUGGUGUCAACAUCAGCAGUGUGACUCACUGCCAAGCUGUGUCCUUCCUGCGCCACCCAGGUCCUGUUCUCCACCUCAUUGUCCUCCAAGAGAAAGGCUUUUCCAAUAGGACUGCACAGCAGGACUCCACUUCUGCUACGAAUCGGGAAGUGAUCCAUGUCACCUUGAUAAAGAGAGACCGAUCGGAACCCUUGGGAAUCAAACUGAUCAGGAAGACUGAUGAGGCAGGGAUUUUUAUUCUGGAUCUGCUCGAGGGAGGUCUGGCAGCCAAAAAUGGGAAACUGAGUCGAAAUGACAGAGUCCUGUCUAUAAAUGGCCAGGAUUUGAGGCAAGGAACACCUGAGACUGCCGCACAGAUCAUCCAGACCAGUGAAUCCAGAGUAAACUUCGUAGUCCUGAGGCAGCCAGGUGUGCAGCUGUUGGACCCAGGGGAAGAUGGCAGCACGUCAAACAACAGCAGCAGCAGCAGUGGGGGAGGAAGCCCAGUGCACCACAGGAGAAGGCUAGAGCAGAGUCACUACAGACGGAAGUCCAACUACCAGAAGGAAUUACCUCCGGGAUAUGUAAGUCAUGAAAAGACAGUUGCAAUAAAGAAGGAACCAAAGGAAUCCCUAGGAAUAACAAUUGGAGGUGGACGAGAUAACAAAAACAAGCUCCCUAUAUAUGUAACAAGUGUACAGCCCAUCGGGUGCCUCUUCAGGGAUGGCAGAAUCAAGCGAGGAGAUGUACUUCUGAGCAUAAAUGGCAUUGAUUUGACUCAUCUGAACUACUAUGAAGCUGUCUCAGCACUGAAAUCUAAUGCAGCUUCCCACUCGGUCAUACUGAAAGCCUUGGAAAUCCUUUUAACAGACCCCACAGAUCCCUCUCUAGACAUCAAGGAGCGAGGAUUCAGCUGGUCUCCCCUCUGGAUCACAUGGCUUGGAUUGCCCAGCUACCUUCACUGCUGUCAAGAUAUUGUCCUCAGCAAAGGCAACCAGGAAAGCUGGGGCUUCAGCAUUGUAGGAGGCUUUGAGGAGAGCAAAGGAAACCAGCCCUUCUUCAUCAAAACCAUCGUGCCUGGGACGCCCGCCUGCCGCAACGCAAGGCUGAAGUGUGGAGAUGAAAUAGUGGCAGUAAAUGGCGUACCAGCAGUUGGAAUGAGCAACUCAGAACUAAUCCCAAUGCUGAAGGAGCAAAAGAACAAAGUGACGCUUACUGUGGUAUCCUGGCCAGGGAGCCUUGUGUGAAAGCUGUGACAAAUCAUGCAGCAGCCUUAAGGAUCAUCCUUGGUAUCAGAUAUUUGCUGACCACCACGCUGAGCUGAACACGACAAGCUGAGGGAAUGCUGAACUCUUGCUGUACAGCACACUGCCUCAUGACAAUGACUUUCACUUCAUUUUUGGAGAAAACAUUUCUUUACCGUGUGGAGGUUGCCACCGACUGAUUGUUAGAUUGAAGGUAACGGUGACUCAGAACACUUGUAGCUUCUUGGACUCAAUAGAGCUUUUAGUAGUGGUGUUGCAGUGCUUCUCUACGACUCACCCAUCUUUGCUUUUUAGUUUUAGAACUCCUCUUUCCAUUUGAUGUUUGGACCAGGUUAAAACAGAUGUGACUGGCCUGUUUCCCCUACUAGUCCAUGAAUACCACUUGGCUGCUGCUCUCUACCUUACUGCCAUACUGGACACUGAAUCAUUUUAUACGUUUAUAAAAGCCACUAAUAAAACUGUGGGGAUGCAGUCCAAUUAAGCAGGUAGCCCACAGCUUUAUGUUCUUAGGCUGCUUCCACCUACUGAAUGUUUUUAUACAUCAAAGAAGUUUGCAGCUGAAGAGCUGCCAACUCAGCAUGGCAGGGCUGCGUUGACUCCUAUGACGGUCCUAUCACCAGGUAGCAGAGAUGAAGAACUUGGGUAGUUUAUCAAUUCCCUCAGCUUGAUGUCUCUGGUUUUAAGACCUGACGAGUGACCAGCUUUUCCCAAAGAAGGCAGAUGGCUAAGAAAGCAGGUUUGUUGAUGAGAAGCUGUUUGUCUUUUAGUUUCCCAGCGUUGAGAGGCAGAGCUGAGGCAGCAGGGACAAGAUGUGCUUGCAGCUCUGUCACUGCUGUAAGAAAUUGCAGUGUGCUGUGUUGGAAUCUCCAGGAUAGGACACCUCAGGCUUCAGUUCCAACACACUGCGUAGGUUAGAAUGAAAGAAAUGAAGUCCCAGCAGGUUGGUUUGACCUCCAACCUGUUAAAUUCCUACCUGGAAACAAAUUCUACUUGAAGCAAUUCCAUCUUUUUUUUUAAGUUGCUAAUUAGCAGUAUAAGAAACAGAUCUUUCUCACAUCAGAGAUCUGUCUGUGCUGUUUCUGCUGUACCUUUUAUGGAACCAGCUCAGACUGUAAGAUUAAUCAAAGGAGUCUCUUCUGUAAAAAUGCUACCUAGAAUGAAUGUUUUAAUUCCUUGUAGUAGCAAACAGACUGCAGGUAUGUGCCCAUCAUCCUCAGCAAUGCUUUUCUUAGGGCUGGCUAUUGGUAAUUGGCUCUUAGAGCAGAGUAGACCUGUUUCUUGCUAGAUGAUUGAGCUGUUUACACACCAAGUGACUUCACUUCCUCUGGCUGUUAGCUGAAGGCAGAAUACAGCAGGCCCUUUUAUCAGAGCCUGUUGUACAGAAAUGGCUUAAGAUCCAUUUGUCUCAAAAGCUCCCCUGGCACAUGGUGUGGCCUCUCCAUUUGGCCAAUAAAUGCAGCUACUGUCUUAAACAGCAGAAAGAAUGGGAUCAGCUGUUGCUGCUAGCUAACAGUGAGAGUGAAAUGACGCUGAAGUCAGAAACGUGCCUGUGGAAAACAAGUCACUUGAGCUGCAUCUGACAGAAAAGAAGGUGAAGCACUUUGGUCUCCUUCCUGUCAUGAUAGAGAAUCUGUGCCCAGUAUGGAACAGUAAAUACUUACAGAGGUGGAAAGAAGGCAGUUCUUACUGGGUUGUAACAAAUGGGGCUUGUAUAAAGGAUGGUAGGAAAAGGCCAUGCAGAGGGUGGUCAGACCGUUAAAAUGAAGGGUAUGCUGCAGCAGUCAGCAUGACUUUUACUAUUGCUCCAUCUCGUUUCAAGGUGCCUUGAACUUCACCAAAAUGUCCUCAUAAUUAAGUACUGAUUGCAAUAUCAGCUUGUUAAUAGAUGUUGAAUUUGUUUUGAUGCCUUUAUAAAUUAUUCUAAUAUUACUGAAAGCCAA